Adineta ricciae is the source of this 780-nucleotide messenger RNA. The record is from the annotation of a GenBank genome assembly. Lineage: Eukaryota; Metazoa; Rotifera; Eurotatoria; Adinetida; Adinetidae.
AUGUCGAAAAUCUCUGAAAACGGUACAACAAAGCAAAAACCACGAUUAGAUCUUAAUGGUCAUUCAUACAUCCAAGACCGACCUUACGGUGAAAAAAUUUACUGGCGUUGCAUUAAUUAUAAAUCUGAUAGCUGUCAUUCUCGUCUACGCACCUGUAUAAUUACCAAUUCGAUUCUCAAACCACCUACUGAACAUUCAUGUAAAUCCAAUGCAAUUGCUCAUGAAGUUCGUGUUUUUUCUCAACAAGUAGCCGAACGGGCUUUAAACACGCAGGAAACGCCUGAAGCGAUUAUCACUAAUUGCUACAAGAAUAUGUCAGACCCGUCGAUCGCUCGUCUUCCAGUGCGCGAAAAUAUUAAACGUCGAAUUCGAAUUCUUCGUCAAAAUAACCAAUUAGUGAAAGAACCGAAUGUUCCUAAAUUUUUAUCGGUUCCGAAUGAACUAACUUUAACUCAUCGAAAAGAAAGAUUUCUUUGUUCUGACACAGGCCCAGGUGAUGAUCGAAUAUUAAUCUUCGCAAGUCCUGAACAAUUACAAAUUUUACAAACGUCUGGAGAAUUCUUAGUUGACGGCACAUUCAAAGUUGUUCCUGAAAUCUUCUAUCAGUUGUUUAUUAUCCAUACUGUUUAUCGUAAUUAUGUUGUUCCUGUGAUUUAUGCUUUAUUAAGAGGAAAAAAUACUGAUACUUACCAACGUUUAAUUGACGAAAUCCUUAAGAUUGCUCCAAAUUGGUUGCCUCGCUUGAUAAUGAUGGACUUUGAACAAGCAUCUAAUUAUUAA